CGCGGGGAAAUCAAAUUGUGGUCAAUACGAAUUCCUGCUUGGCGCCAAGUCUCUCUCUCUCUCUCGUUACUGCUUUUGCUUCUCUCCUCCAAACAGUCGCCGCAGCUCGAUGGCAAGUCUAGGGUUUCGCCAUCCUCAGUUCUCCGAGGAUCUUGCUUGGUUACCGGAUUGGCUGCAGCAAAGUCAAUCGGAGUAUCCCGUGGCGCAACCGUUAGAGAGCGCGGCCCUUUCCCGAGAAAAUGUCGGUGAAGACAAGCGUUUGGAAUUAUCGUCAAAGGACGGCGGCGGAUACACCGGCUGCCGUUUGUUCUUGUCAGGGGAAGAUGGGUCGCCAUUCUUGUCGGGGGAAGAUGGUUCGCCAACGAGCUAUGCUCAGUCUCCUGGAAAAGUGCUUCAUUUUCACCUACGUUUCUCGUACAACAGUGGCUCACAGUCACAGUGUACCAAAAGCCAAGAAUCUAACGCAUCUCUGGCAGGGCUUCAGUCUUCAAAAGGUGCGCAGAUUCAACGAGUUGAAAUUGCAUCUCAACCUGUUGAGAAGGUUAGAGCAAGGGUGUAUGGAGAGAACUUGAGAAGACACCUCAAAGAUGCAGAUGUUAAUGCGGCAGUUGAGCUCUCAAUUGCUGCAUCCGAAGCUAUGGCUAUACAUGAAUUGGUAGAGUGUGAAUCAGCUUUAAAAUCUAUACCUGCAGCAGCUGUUGUGGAGGUUGCUCUUCGGGUGAAGGAAGCACGCUUAAAGGGAUCGGAAGAGGUGUCUGAUUCUGUGAUCAAGAGGACUGAAGAGGAUUUAGACUUCGAUGAUAUUGCUAUGUUAGAUGCUUUUGAAGAUGUAGGGCUGUCUUCCAUUGACUAUAAUGAACAAGGUAUUAGUGAUUUUGACAUUUCUCAAGUCAAAGAAACUCCAUCAUCUCAAAUUCCUUGUGACAACGGUUCCCCAACAGAGGAGACAAGAAUUGAUUUCAAUAAGAUGAAUGCACAGAGUCAUGCUCAUGAUGUUUUAGGUCUUGAUAAACAACCAGAAAGUGAGUCUUUAUUAGGAUACUCCCCAUAUGAGUGCAGAAAAAGCACUUUUGGUGAUAAAGAUUGGGGUUCACCCAACUUCAAUGUGGCAAGUCAUGUUGACAUGCUGCAUCAGCCAGCUCUGAAAGAAUCAUUUGUUUUGACUGUGGAGAAGGUUGGUUCUGAUAUGGUGGAGAAUGCAUUAUGUGAACGACAAGCGGAAUCAUUUGUCCACAAUAUCUCUCAGUGUCCUGUGGAAUAUAGACAAGUAUAUCUAACUGAAGAAAGAUUCCAGAGCCGUUGGUUAGGUGGUUGGGCCACGAAGGACAUAGAAGUUCCUGUGGAGUUGAAAGAGAAAAGCACAAGAACUAGAAGCAUUGCCAAGUUUUUUGUUCACGAGACAAGCUUUCUCUCAGAAUCAGCAGAUACUGCGCCUGAUGAAAAUUCUGUUGUGCAAAUUGGAAUCAGUACCCAGAAAGCUCCACAGUUAAAGAUGGCUUUUGAAGGUUCAUGUGACGAAGUCAACGAGGGCAUAACUUUCUCUCAAGAAAUUGUGAGGUCUUCAAGUUUAUUGUCAGCAGAUCCUCUUUGUUCCUUUGUUCCUUGCAGUAUUUCCACAGAAAACCAUGGAUUACAUCAAGAACCCAGUCAGAAUUGCAUUGAGAUUGAUGGUGAGAAAUUCAUUGACUUGGCUUCAGAACUUGGGUCGGCAAACCCCAAUGAAACCUCCGACCCAAAAUCUAAGGCUGACAAUCAGAAUGCAGGAGUCACCUCUGAACCAAAAGAAGGUUUUCAGAAGUCAGCAAGAAGACGGCUAUCCUCUUUAAAGAAUUAUAGUGUAAUCUUAUCAAGCAAUGAAGCCAAGUUGGAGAAUGGACAUGGGCGCUGUAAUUUAUUGCUAUUCUCGAAAUGCAAGAGGGAAAUCACAUCCUCAUACCCUGAUACUAAUUUCACUCAAAAAUAUAAUUGGCGAAAUUCUGUAGGACUGAAAUCACCAAAAUCCGGAUAUGAUAUCCCUGCUAUGGUUUGUGGUGAGGAACCUGUUCCAGUCACUAAACAUCCAGCUGAAAAAGUGGCAUUCCAUAGGAGUAUUUCUGUUCAACCAGCAAAGAAUGCAGCAGCAUUGCAGGUUCAUUUGCUGGGGAAAAGAAAGUUGCUUCUGCUAUCAGAUGAUAAAAAAUGGCGACAUAACAUGGAUUCCCAUCGACUUGCAGGGGAUUGUUUGCAAAAAAUACCACUAAAUGCUGCUAAUAUUCGCCAGGACAAAAAUAAUCAUGUAUCUGGUAGAAAACGUGUAAGUUUCUCAUCAGAAGUUCAUUUGCAGCUUCAGGUGGAUAAGAGUACACGCGGAUCCUUGCACCAAAAUUCACCAACUGGCUCAACCACAGGAUCAUGGAAGAGGUUGAGAUACUGCAAGUCUCAGUUAGAAUGUCGACGUCAAGGUGCAAAACAUCGCACUAGUUUCAUGGCUGAGCAGCCACUAAUUUUUCACAAGAUGGAAUUCUUCCUUACUGGGUUUUCAACCCGCAAAGAAAAGGAAAUUGAAAGGUUGAUUCAGAAACAUGGAGGCGAGGUUCUCCUGGAUAUUCCGCCCGUGAAUUUAAGGGGGAAGGGAAGUUCAAUGGUUCUAUCCGAGCAGCGACCUUUCGUCAUAUCUCCGAGAAAGUUGAAGACGGCCAAGUUCUUGUAUGGAUGCGCAAUUCGGGCCUUUAUUCUUAAAGUCGCUUGGAUUACCGAAUCAAUCAGUGCGGGUUCUCUCGUGUUACCUGAUAAAUAUAUGAUCGUCUCAAAUCAAGUCGAUGCAAUGUUUAUCCCUAUCGGAAAGUCAUUGCCACACUCUAACAGCGGAUCUAUCUUUGGGCAAGUAGGGAUAAUGUUACAUGGAAAGAAAAGUUUCUGUAACAAAUUUUCUGAAGUAAUCAAGCGAGGAGGUGGGGUGGCAUACAAGACCCUCCAACAGUUGGUCCAUUGUCUUCAUCAUGGGAAGGUAUCCAUGGGAAUUAUCGUGACAGAAUACGAGAGUAGGCCAUCUCGUCACUUAAGGCAGUGUGCUUUGGAGAGAAAGAUACCGAUAUUGCUCUUAAUGCAGACAAUGAGCUGGAUAAUAGAGAGUUUAUAUGCAGGGAAGAUGCUUUCUGUCUUAGAACAACACCAAAACCUAGGUUUUUGGAGGUGACAAAACUGCUUAUUUAAUUGAGUGGGCCAAGGAAAAUGAUGUUUGUCGUCUUUGGCAGACAAUAAGGUAAUUUAGUACGUAUGGAUUGCAUACCGGCACAAGACUGAUCCAGACUUUACAAAGUUCCCCUCGUGCUUGCAUGGUAUUUCCAUCCAACCCGGUGACUUUUGUUGAUACUGCAGAUCGUACGUGUAAUCUACCAGAUGGUGUGGAUCACUUUCUAUUGAUGAGAGGCUUAGCCAUUCAGUCCUAAGCAUUAGCGGGGUUGGACUCCUGUUCAUGUUUGAAAAAGAGGAACAAUUGCAGGUCCUUUUUCACCGCGAUGCUCUUCCGCUCGUUCAAGCACCUUCUGAAAAGAAACGGCUAAGGGAUGUUCACUGGAUCACUACUCUUUCUGAUUCUGGAAUAGAAUAACUCGAAUACUCAGCCGCUUGUAAUUCUGGAAGAUGACCCAAACUAACUAUUCGUUUGGCUUUACAUUGCUAGCAAUAAGUGACACGUCUCUCAUGUAAACGAGUUAGUUCUUAUCCGAUAAUUAUACAGAGAA
Rhodamnia argentea is the source of this 3722-nucleotide messenger RNA. RefSeq lists its product as uncharacterized. NCBI's taxonomy places the organism in Eukaryota, Viridiplantae, Streptophyta, Magnoliopsida, Myrtales, Myrtaceae. Gene Ontology annotation, cellular component: nucleus. Gene Ontology annotation, biological process: positive regulation of transcription by RNA polymerase II; DNA damage checkpoint signaling. The record is from RefSeq and is a predicted model, not a curated record. The transcript has 14 exons. Bases 110 to 3175 code for a protein of 1021 amino acids. Gene Ontology annotation, molecular function: histone binding.